Molecule: messenger RNA, 1503 nt
Organism: Colletotrichum gloeosporioides
Lineage: Eukaryota; Fungi; Ascomycota; Sordariomycetes; Glomerellales; Glomerellaceae
Exons: 5
Coding region: 1-1503 (500 amino acids)
Biological process (GO): positive regulation of transcription by RNA polymerase II
Cellular component (GO): nucleus
Molecular function (GO): DNA-binding transcription factor activity, RNA polymerase II-specific; zinc ion binding; transcription cis-regulatory region binding
Source: RefSeq, a predicted model, not a curated record
AUGAAGGUCCGGAAAGGCUGCUGGACAUGCGCAGAUCGCAAGAUCCAAUGUGACGGAACUCGGCCAAAGUGCCAAAAGUGCGCAAGGUCAAGGAGAGAAUGCCAUGGAUAUGAGAUUCGGCUUUCCUGGCCCAGACAGAACGACAGAAAGCGUGCAAUAACUGUAAAAAUCACUCAGGAUAUUGUCAAUUUUCCGAGCCGCCGGGAGUCUGGCAAAGCUGUAUUCCUGAAUACCUUUGGACAGGAUCUGGAAGAGUACGGCUAUAGGGCCGGAGAAUCACGGCUUUCUCGCCCCUUGGAACCUUCCCCAAAGUUGAGAUUGCAGCCUCAUCAGCAGAUCCAUCAUAUGGACCUCAUCUAUCACUUCCAUAACUUUGCUCAUGUGUCGUUGGUCACAUUUGGCCAACGUUCUUCUGAGAUACGGGAUGUACUCCUUGGGAUGGCUUUAGUGCAUGAUGAAGUCUCCGGCGUCGCUCUCUUCCACGCUUUACUCGCCUUCUCUUCGCUUCACCGCCAUGGUCUCAAUGGGCAUACCAUACAGCUCAAGGGCCGCGCUCUCCAGACGCUCUCGGCUUCGGUCAAGGGCGAUACUUUGACUUCAGGGAAAGCUGCACAACACGUAGCUGCGUCUAUGCUUCUAGGGGCGUUCGAACCACUUGAGGGCACUAGUGAAUGGCUUUUGCAUGUAUGGGGGGCUACAGACAUGGUACAAGCAACUCCCCUGAGGGAUCAAACGCCUAAUAACGACACGGGUCGGCUCCUUCAAUGGGUGCACUAUCACGAAACACUUUCACGCUUCGCUAUGCAUCAUUGGCGACACAAUUCACUGGUUGCAGAGGGGCCAUCAAGAAGUGCCCGUGGGCUCCAAGUUGCUGAACAGAUUUCUUUGACAAGGCACAGACUUGUGAGGGAUCUCUCCAUCACCAGCCUCACCCAUCCUACCGUCAAUCCUACAUAUGCGAUCUUGAAUCUGCUAUCCGAAGUCUGCGAUACAGUUCUCGACCCAAGAGAUCCCCGGACCAGCAGUACGAAGUACCAAACUCAUCUCCAAGAUUUGAAGAGCAGGGUAGGAAACGUCUCCAUCGAGGCAGCCUCCGCCGAGCCCACGCCUGAUGCCAUGUUUGCCGUCCACCUCUACCAAAUAGCAACGCAGAUCUAUCUUGCGCGAGUCUCCCAAAGCCCGUGGGAGGCGACGGAAGACCUCGACGCUCUCGUCGAUGCCGCAUUCGCGGGCCCUAUUAAGUCAUGCUCCUGUGAGCAUUUCUUUCCCUUGCUCAUCCUAGCUUGCGAAGCACACAGGGACGACCAAAGAUUAGCCAUUGUCAACCUGAUCGAAAGGACACAGAGGGAUACGCGCAUCCGUAGUAUUGAGGGGGUUAGGAACACAGUCAGAUCCAUCUGGGCGCAGCAAGACCUGCACAAAGAUGACGAGGUACUGAUGGACUAUCUCGGUAUCAUGACUACUGCGAUCAGCUCCGGCAGCGCUGUACCGUCUUUCGCGUAA